Molecule: messenger RNA, 1707 nt
Organism: Bipolaris maydis ATCC 48331
Lineage: Eukaryota; Fungi; Ascomycota; Dothideomycetes; Pleosporales; Pleosporaceae
Source: RefSeq, a predicted model, not a curated record
GCAUCACUCCAAUCUCCAUAAUGGCGCCUGCACUUCUCACUGCAGUCGAUGCGACAUCGCACAUCCAUCUUAUAGUCGGAUCCAACCCACUUGCCGGCGCGCGAUGCACACGCUCAAUAGAAGUUGGUGCGAAACCAAUAUUGCUUGCGCCCGAAGACGCCACCCUUCACUACGGCCUUGCGAAACGUAUUGAGGCUGGCGAAGUACAAUGGUUAAAGCGGAGUUUCCAAGAUGAGGAUUUGACUACCCUUGGACGUCCUGAGGUGGAUGGUGUAGUAGACGCUGUAUUUGUUACCUCUGGCGGAAAGAAUGGAUCGGCCACCCAGAUCUCGAAUCUCUGCCGAAGACUGCGCAUACCAGUCAACGUCGCUGAUGCCCCGAACCUAUGCUCCUUCACACUCCUCUCCACACAUACCGACGGCCCUCUUCAGAUUGGUAUCACUACUUCUGGAAAAGGUUGCAAACUCUCUGCAAGAAUCCGGAGAGAGAUUGCCGCAUCUCUCCCACCACGUCUAGGUGAUGCGGUCGAGAGAUUGGGUGCACUGCGAAGACGCAUAUGGGAAGAAGAUCAUGCAGCCGAACUCUCACAAGAUCUGGAGGCCGAGGAGGAGGAUAGUGGGCAACCAGCGACUUUCAACAAGUUGAUUCUGGAAGAGAGUAAGGAAGCAGCACGGGGCCGACGGAUGCGUUGGCUCACGCAGAUAUGCGAGUACUGGCCACUGCGUCGCCUUGCAAGCAUCACGGAUGCAGAUGUAAAUAUGCUCUUCCGCGAAUUCGCCAGCAGCAGCCCCUCCAAAGUCGGUCCCACAGCCACUGCACCACAACGAGUAGGCCGCAUCAUUCUCGCAGGCUCUGGUCCCGGAAACCCAGAUCUCCUUACUCGCGCCGCACACAAAGCCAUCCUCUCUGCUGAUCUCAUCCUUGCCGACAAACUCGUCCCCGCACCCAUCCUCGAUCUCGUACCCCGCCGCGCAACCGUGCACAUUGCACGAAAGUUCCCCGGUAAUGCAGACAAAGCACAAGAAGAACUCCUAGAAAUGGGAUUGGAGGGGCUGAAAGCUGGCAAAGUGGUCGUACGGAUAAAGCAAGGUGAUCCAUACAUCUACGGUCGGGGAGGAGAAGAAUACGACUUCUUCCGCGCACACGGUUUCAUCCCCAGCGUACUCCCAGGCAUCACAAGUGCACUCAGCGCACCCCUUUUCGCCGCCAUACCCGCCACGCACCGCGGCAUCGCAGACCAAGUACUCAUCUGCACAGGCACGGGCAGGAAAGGUGCUCCGCUCGAUCCCCCGGAAUUCGUUGCUUCCCGCACACUCGUGCUGCUCAUGUCGCUCCACCGCCUAUCUGCUCUCGUCGAUAGCCUAGUUACAAAAGCAUAUCCUGCAGAUCUCCCUGUCGCUGUGCUCGAACGCGCUUCGUGUCCCGAUCAGAGGGUCAUACGCACGACGCUCGAACAUGUUUGUGCGGCUGUUGAGGAGGAGGGAAGUAGACCCCCUGGACUCCUUGUCGUGGGUAACGCUUGUAAAGUGCUUAUGAAGUAUGAGCAGCGAUGGGUAGUCGAAGAGGGCUUCCACGGGCUUGAUAAUUUGGGAGGUGAUGGCGAGUUGGAGAUUAGUAGGCUUACAGGGGUCGAUGCUGGUGCUGCUCCUGUUGCUGUAGCGUAGACUUGAUGAGAAGAAAUAAAGCAUGCAAUGCAAAUAUCCCCUG